AUGGACUCGGAUGUUCGUAUUGAAGAUGUUCUCGAAGCUCUGGGAACAAAGAAACGGUACCACAUCUGCCAGUAUGUAUGGCUCUUCCUGUCCAUGUUAACGGCUACGUACGGGGUACUAGGCUACAUCUUCUUGGGUAAAACAGUACCCAGCCAAUGUGCUACCUUGUCCGCCCAGUCCAUCGACGGCAUCCUAGCGUCAAUAAACGUCCCUGCCGUUGACGUGGUGGGAAUUGACGACAUUUACAGCGAAUGUACUGUCGACGUCACCGUAAACACUGCAACAACUUCACAAUCGGUGACAGUAGGAUGUCUAGAUGGCCAGGACUUCGGGCCUCUUCGGUUCACUUCCGUUGUAUCGGAGUUCAGCUUGGUGUGCGACAGGAAGAUCCUGUCGAGACUGCCGCAGUUCCUGGUUCUAGCAGGGGAAGGCUUGGUGUGCGGGGAAGCCCUCGGCGCCAUCCUGAUUCCUCUUCUAGCCGACAGGCUGGGCAGGAAGCCAAUGCUCAUCACAGCUCAUGCGGCGACCCUGCUCUUGACAGUGGCUAUGGCAUUCUCCCGAUCAAUUGUUGAAUUCACAGUCCUUAAAGCCUUCAGUGGAAUUUUUAUUGAUGGGGUCCUGCUUGUGCUUGUGACUAUGGCACUGGAAUUGACGCUCACAAAGGAAAGAAAGUUUGUGGCGUUCUUCUUGCUAUUAAGUUGGUCCGUAUCGGCCUUGACCUUAGGCGCCAUUGGGUUUAGCCUGAGGCUGAUGUCUUGGCGGACCAUUCAGUAUGCACUGGCGGCUGGUUCUCUUGUUGUGUUUGCUCAAAUCCUUAUACUACAUGAGUCAAUUCGUUGGCUACUCGCUGUUGGACGAACGAAGACUGCCAUAAGAUUGGUGGAAUUUGCCGCUGAGUUUAAUAAUGUACAUGUGGACGAAAAGUUGAUAUAUGGCUUAACACACGACGAUGAGGAAGAAGCUAUUACAACAUGUACGUCUUCCGCAGCUACUGAUACCACCCCGGAUCCGGAAGACACACCGACAGAGACAUCCGAUCCAGAAGAUAAAUCAACAGAGACAUCAGAUCCAGAAGAUAAAUCAACAGAGACGUCAGAUCCAGAAGAUAAAUCAACAGAGAGAUCAGAUCCAGAAGAUAAAUCAACAGAGACAUCGGUUCCAGAAGAUAAAUCAACAGAAACAUCGGUUCCAGAAGUCAAACCGACAGGAACACCAAUUCCGGAAGACACUCUGACAAGAACAUCAGUUCCCCCUGAUCCUUCCACGACAGCAGCAGGAACAGCAGCAGGAACAGCAACAGCAACAGCAGCUGCUGAUAUCAACUGCAGGAACAGGAACAUCAGCAGCAACACCGACAGAAUCAAGAGCAGUGACGAGACAUACUGGCUUCAAUGUGGAUACUGA
Messenger RNA from Haliotis rubra (blacklip abalone), 1404 nucleotides. RefSeq names its product solute carrier family 22 member 20-like. Lineage: Eukaryota; Metazoa; Mollusca; Gastropoda; Lepetellida; Haliotidae. The transcript has 5 exons. Bases 1 to 1404 code for a protein of 467 amino acids. The record is from RefSeq and is a predicted model, not a curated record. Gene Ontology annotation, cellular component: membrane. Gene Ontology annotation, molecular function: transmembrane transporter activity. Gene Ontology annotation, biological process: transmembrane transport.